Molecule: messenger RNA, 3331 nt
Organism: Nicotiana tabacum (common tobacco)
Lineage: Eukaryota; Viridiplantae; Streptophyta; Magnoliopsida; Solanales; Solanaceae
Source: RefSeq, a predicted model, not a curated record
UGAGAAUAGUUUGUCCCCCUUUUCUCUCUUUAUUUUCUUCUUCACAUCUUUGUCCACCGAAAUAGCAUAAGCAGCACUGUGCUCUUCUUCUUGUUCUUAUUUAUCUUUGAGAAUCUGAAACCAUUGUUUACUUGUAAUUUAUAGUACAAGUUUCGAGCUUUAGAUCUUUCAUUGUAUCUCAGUUGCUUUUGCAGGUUGAAUAGUAGAUUGAGAUUAGAAAUUUGGAUUACUUUGAGUGAAGGCUGAAGCUCAUGUACGGUUGUAAAGGUUGUUGCCAGUUGAAUGAUGGUUCAGUUUAGACUUUCAAAAUUACUCCUUUUACCUUCUGAUUGUUGAGUUGCUCGUUGGUUGUCCGAUCAGUUCAAAGCUAUGGGUUCAUUUGCUGGUAGUUGUGAAAUAAUUGAGGCCAAAGAUGAGCUGCAUUUUUUCCAACAUUCUGAAAGGUCUCGUCGAGUACGAGAACAGGACAGAAAGCAGAAGCCUCCUUUGGCUAGAAAAGGACCUAAUAAAUUCUUAGAAGAUGAUAUCAAUCAGCUUUUUGAAUCUAUCAAUCUGAGAUCAUCAAAGAGUCUGGAUUUGUCAGAUCAAGUAAUAAGAAGAGAUGCCUCAAAAAGGCCAAUGAAGGGCGGCGGAUCUCAUUCUCCAGGAAUUGGAUUUUCAGAGCCAGUCUCUUUAAAGCAGGCAUUACGAGGUUUGUGCAUUUCGCAGGCGGCAGAAAUGGCUGCGACGAAGCGGUUAUCCAAGCCACCGGGUUUACAAGAUGAAAGCACAUCAGGAAUAUUCGACAAAGUGGCCCAUUACCGCCAAGAAUCAUAUGUUAAAUCAGCAAACCAUAGUCCCCAUUCUUCGCCACGACUUGUCGUUAAGCCAACCAUCUCAAUGCGCCAAAAUCACAGAAUAGUGCCAGCAGAAAGCACGUCUAACUCUUCCCAGAGGACGGCGCAUCAGUACAUUGGAGAGCCCAAGCUACAGUCACCAGGUCAAAGCACCCAUUGUUCUCCUAAAUAUAUUAGUAAACAGGCUAUUAAAAGUGCAGAAUCCAUUGCCAAGCAAAAUGAGAGAAUGUUGACGCAAGAAAAUGUUCCGAACUCAAGUAAAAAGGUUUCUCAACAGCUUACACAAGCCAAGUUGACGUCACCAAACCAAACUGCUUUAUCUUCGACUACACUUGUUGAUAAACCAGUCAUUAUUUGUGCGGAGUCAACUGUGCGGCGAAAAGAGAAGAUGGUGCCAGCAGAAAGCAGGUCAACCACUUCGCAAAAGGAUAAUGCAUCUGCUUUGAAGCAUCGUGAGAUUAAAUCUGUUCGAACUGUGUUAAUUGAGGAAGAAGCCGAAAUUUCAGCAACAUCCUCAUCUUCAUUUACCUCUGGUAAUGAUGCAUUGGGUUCUGGACCAAAAAGUUUGCAACAUAAUUCUAAUAAAAGUGUGGUUACAUCAUUUAGGAUAGCAAACAAAGCAGCUCCUAAGCUGAGACGGAAAGCCAGGUUACAAAACAUGUCUUCAUCUAGUGCCACGAGAAGCAACAAGGAGUCUAAAUCAAACAAAAGCAACUCUCAUGCUGUAAAGCCAACAGCAAAACCAGCAGUCAAGAACAAGACCCUUGUCAAGAAGAAAGUGAAACCGGAAACAACAGUAACAUCUGGUACUUUUAACGUGACCUAUGAAGUAAAUGGUCCAGUGGAAUCACCGAAGCAACAACUUAUCUGCCAGAAAUGUCAGUGUUCUCUCAAGAAUGCGGUAAACGAGUCUAGUAACACACCUGCAACUCAAGGUUCUGGAUGUACAACCGCUGAAGCCGGUGAAAAUGGAAGUAACUGUCAUGCUACUAAACUCAACAAGCCAUCAAAGUCUAGAGAGCAAGGGGACUUUUCACAGAGCUCAAAGAGUAGUAUAGGUGAUUACAGUUGUAGCACGACAAUUAGUGAUGAGAGCAAUCUAAGUGGGUCUAGUACCGGGAAUAGGCCACACAUGUCUAAAGACGGCAGGUGGGCGGCUAUAAAUCAGGUGAGGAAACAUCAUGGAUUCUUGGGGCUGAGUCAUUUCAAUUUAUUAAAGAAACUUGGUUGUGGAGACAUCGGCACAGUGUAUCUAGCUGAGCUGCUGGAAACUAACUGCUUGUUUGCAAUAAAAGUUAUGGAUAAUGAAUUUUUGGCAAGAAGGAAAAAGAUGCCCAGAGCCCAAACUGAAAGAGAGAUUUUGAGAAUGCUAGAUCACCCUUUUCUACCAACACUGUAUGCGCAGUUUACAUCCGACAAUUUAUCAUGCUUAGUUAUGGAGUUUUGUCCUGGUGGUGAUUUGCACGUCCUCAGGCAAAAGCAGCCGGACAGAUAUUUUCCUGAACCAGCAGCACGGUUUUAUGUUGCUGAAGUCCUCCUUGCUUUGGAGUAUCUGCAUAUGCUAGGAGUUGUAUACCGGGAUUUGAAACCAGAAAACAUACUGGUCCGAGAAGAUGGUCAUAUCAUGCUUACUGAUUUUGAUCUCUCACUCAGAUGUUCAGUUAAUCCGACUCUUCUAAAAUCAUCUUCACUCGGGGUGGAGGCUCCCCGGAUGUCUGGUCCAUGCACGGGUUCUAACUGCAUCGAUCCGUUUUGUUCUGGACCGUCAUGUCAAGUUUCUUGCUUUAGCCCCAGAAUUUUACCUGCCAGCGCACGAGCAAGAAAGCUAAAAGCGGAAGCUGCAUCCUUUAGCAGAUCACUGCCUCAGCUUGUGGUAGAGCCAACAGAAGCACGGUCCAACUCAUUUGUUGGUACACAUGAAUAUUUGGCUCCUGAGAUCAUUAAAGGCGAGGGACAUGGGAGUGCUGUUGAUUGGUGGACCCUAGGCGUUUUUCUUUACGAGCUUCUAUAUGGGAAGACACCAUUUAAAGGUGCUGGAAAUGAAGAAACUUUGGCCAAUGUUGUCAUGCAAAACCUCAGAUUUCCCGACAGUCCGAUGGUUAGUUUUCAGGCGAGGGAUCUAAUCAGAGGGCUUCUUGUGAAGGAGCCUGAGAAUCGAUUGGGAACGGGAACAGGAGCUGCUGAGAUUAAGCGACACCCCUUCUUCGACGGCCUGAACUGGGCAUUGAUAAGAUGUGCUAUUCCACCUCAAGUACAUGAUCUUUGUGACAAUAUUGGAUUUGCAAAACCAGCUUUUCAGGAAAAGAACAAAAUGUUUUUAGAGUAUAGUUCCAAAGAGCAUUUAGAAUUUGAGCUGUUCUAGUAAAGCUUUGUGUCACCGUGUGGUUAGGAUGUAUCCUCUGCAUCCACCCCUUGUAAUUAAAUGUCAUAUACAAUGCUCAAAACAUGGAAAUUUUCUUCUAUAUUACGAGAAUGAAAGUUACAUAGCAUCCCAA